AUAAAGCUCCCAUUGAGAACCAACCACGUUUCCUUCUUGGCUUUCCGGGACUCCUCCUUUCCAUGAAAAUGUAACCCACGAAAGCAAAACAUCGCCGCCCACAUCCAACCCCACCCAAGCUUUAUCUCCCACACAAAAGUGAAAAGGUGACAGCAACUGUUGAUGAAUCUAACGUGAGACAUUCUAGUACUCUUUUGGUAAUGUACCAGGAAGUCAUUGUGUGGACUCAACCCAAUGACCUAUGACAAGUUCUGAGCUCAGAAGCACAAGUUCCGCGCAGCUUCUACGUCGCGACCGGCUCCGGCCGCGUAUCGUCCGUAAAACGCGUCUAUCGAAUGUUCAUAGACCGUCGUCGGACGUGGAAAUGAAAGGGGAUAAGGGUGGAGGGAAGAUUGUCGGCCAAGUAGAGGAAGUGAUAAGUAACAGAGAGACUUAGCUUCCUGGGAAAAGCGACGGAAACGCAAGAAACUUAACGUCACUCUUUUCCUCCACGCCACAAACGUGCCUCCUAAGCUCAUUCUCUCAAUCUCCUGGCUUUAUAAAAGCUCCAAUGCACUUCCCCCCUUCCCCAUUCAAAAAGCCCCGAACCGGCAUCGACUUCGCGAAAACCGAACUCGGUAUCGGCAUUCGCAGACUGGAUUAGUCGAUCGAUCAACUGAGCAUUUCGUUUCCAGGCCGCAACGUUGAGAAGCUGGUCAUAUGGAUCAGCGCGAUUCGCUAGAGAGCGAAGGCAGCGUCAAGUUGCAGAUUUCCGAGUUUUGCAGGCUCGGUGAUGCUUGCAGCUCGAGCACCACCAUCUUUGAGCCGCGGAACAGCAUCGAGAAGAGAGACAGCAGCAAUGCAGGAUCUGUUUCUUCGGCGAGGCCGGCGUUCCACGCGCCGGAAAAGAAACUCACACUGUUUGCCCUUCGCCUUGCGGUGUUCGAGAAGGCCGCGACUGACCUAGGGACGCUUGGGUUCAUCUGGGCGACCGUGGUCCUCCUCGGCGGGUUCGCCAUCACUCUGGAUAAAACCGACUUCUGGUUCAUCACCAUCAUACUGCUGAUUGAGGGGACGCGGAUCUUCAGCCGCAGCCACGAGCUCGAGUGGCAACACCAGGCGACUUGGUCGAUCGCUGACGCGGGCAUCAACAGCUUCCGCGCGCUCAAAUCGAGCUCGCACUUCCUGAUCAAGAGCUUCAAAACUGCUUUUCGUCCCAUUUCGUCCGCGGUUCAGAAGAGAAGGCAGCAGCAGAGCAGGGGCAUAGCGGCACAAUUUGCAGGCUCGCCAAACACGAACGGCAUCCAUCGUAAACCGACUCGGAUGUGGACGUCCUCGGACGUUCCGCUCCUGCCUUACGGCAAAUGGGUGUUCCUCUCCAGGAACGUGAGCAAACUGCUCUACUGGCUUCAGCUCCUAUCGGCGACGGCCUGCGUGGUCCUAUCCCUGAUGAAGCUCAUCGAGCACAACUACGGUGAAGUUGCGAAAGGCGACACCGACAAGCGAAACCGGAAAGCCGCCCUGACCAUCUUCUACUCGCUGGCCCUGGCGGAAGCCCUGCUGUUCCUGAUGGAGAAGGCCUACUGGGAGUUAAAGGUGAGCUUCUGCAAGAUCCUUGAGGAGGUGACCCGGGAGUGCGAAUUGGGGAAAUCGGGCCUGAUCGCGGUCCGGCGCUUCUUCUACGACUCCUACUCGCGGUCUGUCAACGGGAGCAUCUUCGACGGGUUGGGAAUGGACAUGAUCACAUUCUCGAUGGAGCUGCUUGACUCGAACUCCCCUGACGAGCAGCUCAUCGGGGUGAGGAUCCUCCGCCAGUUCGCGACGAACAGCCGGUUCUCCGACGACACCCUCCGCAAGAUUGGGACCAACAUAUCCGUGAUCGAGCGGCUUGUCGAGAUGCUGAACUGGAAGGACCCACAGGAGGAGGAGAUCAGGCAGUCAUCCGCGGAGAUACUGUCGCAACUCGCCGGGAAGAAGCGGAACGCACUCCGAGUCUCCGGAAUCCCCGGCGCGAUGGAAUCGAUCUCGUCGCUCCUCGAGAUGAGCCGGCCCUCCACCACCUCGGCGGACGAGAUCGCGGAGAAGAUGAUAGUCUCCUCCUCUGACGCCGCCGCUUCUGUCGGUGGCCACACGAGCUACGGAUUCGACACGUUCAACCACCUUGGGCUUCUGAUACUGAAGAAACUAGCCCGGGACCACGACAACUGCGGCAAGAUCGGGAACACGAGGGGGCUCUUGCCGAAGAUCAUCGACCUCACGCAUGCCGACGAGAGAAUCCUGAGGGACGCGACCGCCGCGAGUUCUCAGGUCCUCACCAUGAAGCGGUCGCUCCAGGUGGUGAGGAUGCUGGCAAGCACGGCAGGGGCGACCGGGAAGCAGCUCCGGAGGGAGAUAUCGGAGAUCGUGUUCGCAAUCGGGAACGUCCGGGAGAUCCUCCGGCACGGCGAGAGGUACCCGGAGAUGCAGAGGCUUGGGAUCGAGAUCCUGACAAGCCUGGCGCUGGAGGAGGACACGACAGAGCGGAUCGGGGGGACGGGUGGCGUGCUGAGGGAGCUGCUGAGGAUCUUCCUCAGCGGCGGCGGUGGCGGGGGAGCGGCGGUGGCGGAGGACAAGGCAGGGAGGAGGGUGAGGGUGGCGGCCGGGGAGGCGGUGGCGAUGCUGGUGCUGGAGAGCGAGAGCAAUUGCUGGAGGGUGCUGAGGCUGGGCGUGCUGGAGAGGCUGGUGGAGGCACUGGGGGCGCCGCUGCUGCGGGUGAACGCGGCGAGGAUCUUGAGGAACUUGUGCGCGUUCGGCGGCGACAGCUGCUUUGAGAUGCUCCGGGGAGCCGCCGCCGCCGCGCCCACGGUUCUGGAGGCAAUAAUGUCCGAAGAGAACAAGCCGCAAGAGGUGAUGGUCGGGCUAGCAGCCCAGGUCUUCAGAUACAUGACAAGCAAGGAGUCAAGCGCCGUGUUCGAGAGGGCCGGGAUACGGGAGACCGAGCUGGCCGACACCCUCGUCCAGAUCUUGAGGAAGUACCGGUACCCGCCGAUCAAGGUACCCAGGAUACGGCGGUUCGCCUUAGAGCUGGCGAUUUGGAUGAUGACGGACAAGGAGACAAACGUGCUCACCUUCCAGGACCUCGGGAUGGAGGGAGAGCUGGAGCGCGUGCUGGAGACCACGUCGGAGGUCGAGAGCUUCAACAUCUUCUCCGGCACGGUCGGCGUGAGCCGGCAUCACAUGACCAUUCACUCCUUGGUCGAGCUGGCGUUGAAGCUUUUGGCGGACGGCUGAAUUCAAGUCAAGAGAGAUGGAACUUUGUAAAUACCUAAGCAUAUACACAAAUGAGAGGAGAUUCUUUCUUUUGUUGGCAACAUGUUGAUCUUGUUUUCUCUAGUGUUGACAUGAUUCA
This is a messenger RNA of Syzygium oleosum, 3367 nucleotides long. RefSeq lists its product as uncharacterized. NCBI's taxonomy places the organism in Eukaryota, Viridiplantae, Streptophyta, Magnoliopsida, Myrtales, Myrtaceae. The record is from RefSeq and is a predicted model, not a curated record. Bases 700 to 3249 code for a protein of 849 amino acids. The transcript is spliced from 2 exons.